Ilex paraguariensis (yerba mate) is the source of this 1520-nucleotide messenger RNA. Lineage: Eukaryota; Viridiplantae; Streptophyta; Magnoliopsida; Aquifoliales; Aquifoliaceae. The record is from the annotation of a GenBank genome assembly.
AAACCUACCAACCGCUGUUCUGUUUCAGUUAAAAGGUCACUGUCCACUGUCCCUAUCAAUGGCUUCAAAGACCCUUUAGUCUUUGAUUUCUUUUAUUAGUCUUUACUCAAUUCCACCUCCUGCCAUUACAGUCACCGCUCACCUCUCUCAACCAACAACUUCUCACCUUUUUCCGAUCAUUUCUGUUUUUUUUUUCUUUUGAUACAAUUUCAUGAUUUAUUAGCUCAGUUGGUGGGUAUGAAAAGAUUAUCAACAACUUCAAAAGGAAGAGGUGUAGAGAAAACUCAGUACAAGUACAAUGAGGAAGCUGUUGUUGAUUGGGAAAUGAGGCCUGGUGGUCUGCUUGUUCAGAAGAGAUCAUGGGUCAUGUCUGAGGCUGGUUCUGCUUCUGGUUCAAUGAUCAAGAUCAAGGUUUCUCAUGAUUCUUAUCAUCAUGAUGUCACUGUCCCUGCUCAAUCAACUUUUGGGGAUUUAAAAAGGGUUCUUGCCCAAGAAACCGGUCUAGAGCCUAAGGAGCAGAGAUUGUUGUUUAGAGGGAAAGAAAAGGAAGACGAUGAGUGUCUGCACAUUGCAGGUGUAAAAGAGAUGUCAAAGGUGAUACUAUUGGAGGACCCGGCUAGCAAAGAGAGGAAGCUUCAGGAAAUGAAGAAAAACCAAGGGAAUAUAAACGCAUUUGAACGUGUUGCUAGAAUUAGAUCAGAAGUUGGUAAACUCUCUGAGAAGGUUGUUGCUCUUGAGACGGCUGUGCAAAACGGCAUCAAGGUUUCGGAAAAGGAAUUGGUGGUCUUGACAGAGUUGCUCAUGGUGCUGUUGCUUGAACUGGAUGGCAUUGAGGCUGAAGGAGAGGCCAGAGUCCAGAGGCGUCUGGAGGUUCGUCGUGUCCAGAGUUUGGUGGAUGCACUUGACAAUCUGAAGGCUAGAAAUAGCAGUAAUUCCAAUUCAGUGUCGGUGACUACCAAAUGGAGGGCCUUGGAUUCAGGAGUUGGGAGCCUCAGUGCUCCAAAACCAUUACAAUCAUCAACUAAGAUUACUCAGGAUUGGGAACAGUUUGACUAACUGAAGAUCCCUCUCACUUUAUGGGGUUUUAUAAAAUCAUCAUGGAAGGCGCUUAAAUCUUGUUCAAUCCAUAAACACGUGUAAUCCCAUCUCCAACUCACACUACUCAAAUGCUUUCAAGUAAAUUGUAGCUCGAGAAGCCCAUUUGAGCAGCUUUCUUUGUUAUUCAGGUAGCCAAGUUGCUGCUUGAACUGAGAGAAAGAGACCUCUGUAAAUGUCGAGAGAUACUUCAGCUAUGUUAGUACCAAAAGGCUGGUUUUUGUUCAUAAAUUUCUGGUCUUUCUGAAAGCUUGAGCUGCCUUGGAUUUUCAAUAACUUAAUCAGUUUUAUGGGUAACAUUUACAGUAGCAGACCUCCUUUUGUUGCUUAAAAUCAUCCGAAAAAUCGGAGUUUUAACUUGGAAGGGGAACUGUCCAGUUUCGGAAGCAAAUAUUUCAUCUUGUUUCAGCCAGAAAACAGUGGAC